ACUUCGAACGAGUCUUUCGAGGAAAAUGUCCCGUACAUUCGCACUUUUAAUUAACUCAGUGUUAUUGUUUGCUGCUUAUGGACAAUGCCAUGAGGGUCAUGGCCACCACCAUCACGAUCAGAACGUCGGACACCAGCACGACCGUCCUUCGCCAAAGGUAACGUCAGCAUCCGGAGUAUUUCUCGGUUCCUGGAUGCAGACCCGUCGCGGAAGACAUUUCCAAGGCUUCCGCGGUAUCAGAUACGCUGAAGCUCCCGUUGGAGAUCUAAGAUUCCAGGCCCCAAAACCAAUACUCCAAUAUUCAGGAGAAGUGGACGCCAGCAAGGAAGGCCCGGCCUGUCCGCAACCAACUAAUCCGAACUAUUACAACAAUGUAGACGAGGACUGCCUUCGACUAAAUGUCUACACUCACGGAAGCUCAGGAGAACUUCGUCCAGUAGUGAUAUUUAUCCAUGCCGGUGGAUUCUACGCUGCGUCCGGUCGUAGCGACAUCGCCGGUCCGGACUAUUUCCUGGAUAAAGACAUUGUGCUGGUCACAAUCAACUAUCGUUUAUCUUCUCUUGGUUUCUUGAGUACGGGUGACGAGCUCGCUCCCGGGAACAAUGGAUACAAAGACCAAGUAAUGGCCAUGCGCUGGGUACAGAGGAACAUCGCGUCAUUCGGCGGCGACCCUAACCUGGUCACGAUAGCUGGUUACAGCGCCGGUUCAUUCAGCGUCAUGCUUCAUACUGUCUCUCCUAUGUCUAAAGGUCUCUUCCAUCGUGCGAUAUCAAUGAGCGGCUCCCCGAUUUCUCAAGUGGUGAUCCCACAUGAUCAACGCCAAUUAGCCGUGAGGCAGGCCGAGUUACUCGACUGCCCUACCAACAGCUCGCGAGCUAUUAUUGAUUGCCUCAAGACUAAGCCUUGGAGGGAUAUCGGGAAUUCUCUGCGUGGAUUCUUCGAAUUCGCUUACGACCCGGUCCUGAUCUGGGUUCCACUUGUAGAGAAGGAUUACGGACAAGAAAGGUUCCUCGUCAAGCAGCCUUUGGACUCGAUACGUCAAAGAGAAAUACAUUCUGUUCCGUACAUCAUUAGUCAAACACAGGACGAGUUCUUUUGGAAAGCUUUGAAUAUCCUCGCUAACCAGACUCUGACAGACACAAUGAAUAACGAAUGGGAACGGAUAGCUCCAAUUUCCUUCUACCUUCCUGCGAGUACAUCACGCCAAGCUUCCAAUAAACUGAAGCAAGCCUACCUUGGUGGGAAGAAAUUGGUCAAUGAUACUGCCAGUGCUGAUGGCCUAGGGAAGUUAUAUAAUGACGCUAUUAUUGGGUUUGGGGUGCACAGAUUGGUGAACCUCAUGAGUCAAUAUUCAUCCAAACCGGUCUAUUACUACGAGUUUGCUUACAUCGGAAACCACAGCCACUACGAAGAUCCCGUCACCAAGAAACCUACUGGUGCAGCCCACCACGACGAGCUGAUCUAUUUGUUCAGUGUCAACGCUACCUUCCCGUUCAUAGAAGCCUCUGACAGCCUCGACUCGAAGAUGGUUGACAAAAUGACUAGCAUCUGGUACAACUUCCUUAAAAACGGAGAUCCGAAUCCCCGGGAUAACAAUCCUGAGUUAUCAGGUCUGUCUUGGCCGGCUAUGAAGCCCAACGACAGGAAAUACCUUCGCAUCGACAAGACUUUCUCGGUCCAUGAAAACCUCUUCGAAGAUAGGUUCAAGAUCUGGGAAGAGCUGUACCCGAUAACCAAUUGAUUUCAAAUAGUGACGGAUUUCCAUAAAUUUACAGGAAUGAAUUGGAAACUACUCAAAUGGAGAACUUAAAAUAUAAAGUAUAAUAAUAAUAAAGUAUUACAUUUUUUUACUAA
Bombyx mori (domestic silkworm) is the source of this 1854-nucleotide messenger RNA. RefSeq names its product integument esterase 2 (gene ie2). The record is from RefSeq and is marked provisional. Lineage: Eukaryota; Metazoa; Arthropoda; Insecta; Lepidoptera; Bombycidae.